GCUGAUUGGCUGCAAGAGGGAAUCUUCAACUUCAAUCUUCAACCUCAACAGAAGACAAGGAUGUGAUUGGCCGGGAGACAGGAAGGACGUUGGAGGACAACAAAAGGCCACAUGAUGGGACAACAAAAACAAGCAAACAGCGCCCCCUUCCUCUGUUGCCGAUGGAGUGACUUCCUGUGUGACUUCCUGCCCCUCCUUGCCAGACACAAGCGGCCACAAAGAACCUGUUUUGGUGGCCACGUUCAACAUGAAGCCUCAGUCUUCAUCCCUCAUGGUCUUCUUCACCAAUGUCCUCUGCAUGACAGGAGUCCAGCUGAGCCCAGACAAAGCGGUCUUCCAGGCGCCUCACGGAGUCUUCAGGCAAGAGAACGACCAAGUGACACUAAGUUUCCGCCACCAGAUCCAGAACUACGACACCAUCCUGUGGUACCGGCGCUUGGCCGGCACCGCCGCCCUGGAGUUGAUCGCCUUGGUGAACUACAAGGAGCCCUCAGUGGUGGGGCACUUGAGGAGCCGCUUCAACGUGAGUGGCGACGGUGAGAAGAUGGCUCACCUUCACAUCCUCAAACCGAUACGCAAUGCUGACAGCGGCCAGUAUUUUGGUGCGACAAGUACCCACAGUCGUAAAGACCACUACGCUAGCGCACAAAAACCCUCCAGAAUGUGGAACAGUUAUGACCAAGCAUUCUUCGGCACAGGAACAAGGCUAACAGUUCUAGAACCCGACCUGAACAUCACGCCACCAAAGGUGACCUUGCUCAAACCUUCGCCACACGAGUGCAGCGACCACAAGGACGACGAGAAGAGGAAGACUUUGGUGUGCGUGGCCACCGGGUUCUAUCCGGACCACGUCAGCGUGGUGUGGAAGAUCAACCAGAAGGAGGUGAGCAGGGGCGUGGCCACAGACGCCCAGGCCCUGCGGAGCGGGGACCACUACAGCAUCACCAGCAGGCUGAGGGUCCCGGCCGGCAGCUGGUUCGACUCCGACACGGAAUUCACGUGCGUGGUCCGGUUCUUCAACGGGAACGAAACGGUCGACUAUCCCGCGUCCGUCAACGGAGAGAAAGGCUGGGGGGAGGAAGGCGCCGUGACACGAGAAAACUUCCUGAAGAUCUCGCAGAGCGCCAAACUCUCCUACAGCGUCCUCAUCGCCAAGAGCUGCGUCUACGGCGCCUUCGUCUUCUUGCUGAUCUGGAAGCUUCGGGUUGGUUGGACCCCAUGCGGCCUUCUAUCUGGCUUCAAACACAACAAGAGCAUAUUUAUUUGGGGGAUGUUCUAUUUGGCCUCCUGGUUACUUCACGGGACCUGGAGGACAUGCAUGACAUCAUAUGGACGCCGUAUAUGUAUCAUAUCUUUCAUUUACAUUCACUAGUUACUCAUCACUCAGCAACUGACCAUACCACCUUUCUUAAAGCUACACACCACCUUUUUACCUCGCCUUCUCAGGUUCUGGGGGACGUUAGAGGUGUGGAUCGUUCAAUCUAUGAGGUUCUGGGUGACUUUAGAGGCGUGGACCGUUCAAUCUAUGAGGUUGUGUGUGACUUUAGAGGUGUGGACCGUACAAUCUAUGAGGUUGUGUGUGACUUUAGAGGUGUGGACCGUACAAUCUCUGAGGUUCUGGAUGACUUUAGAGGUGUGGACCGUUCAAUCUAUGAGGUUCUGGAUGACUUUAGAGGUGUGGACUGUUCAAUCGCUGAGGUUCUGGUUGACUUUAGAGGUGUGGACCGUUCAAUCUCGGAUGUGUUGGGUGACUUUAGAGGCGUGGACCGUUCAAUCUAUGAGGUUCUGGAUGACUUUAGAGGUGUGGACUGUUCAAUCGCUGAGG
This is a messenger RNA of Doryrhamphus excisus (bluestripe pipefish), 1825 nucleotides long. The record is from RefSeq and is a predicted model, not a curated record. Lineage: Eukaryota; Metazoa; Chordata; Actinopteri; Syngnathiformes; Syngnathidae.